UCCAUCUCUAUCUCCGAUUCCUUCUCCAUCGCCUCUCAUCUCCAUCGACUUCUCCGAAUCCUUCGAUUCCACUGCAAUUCAUCUUCUCCGUCGACGGUGACCCCUGCUUUUUUGCACUUCUUCUGCAAUCAUCUCCAUCUCCAUCUCCAUCGAUUCCUCCAAUUCCUCCAAAUUUUCAAAUGCAAUCCCACGCCAGCGGCUUAAUCCCCAACACCCACUACUUUAACCCCAUUAUGCUGCUGCAAUUCAUCAUCUCCAAAGACCGUGACCGCCACCACCAUCACCACCGCUCAGAGUCCUCUGCAAAGCCCAAGACUGAAGCAGCCACUAAAGCCGCUUCUGUAUCUCCAACAAUAACUGCCGCAGACAGGAAGCAUAAGGGGAGCGUCUUCUCUCGCAAAUGUUUCCCUGAGGAAGAGGCCAAUAAGAUACGCAAGCUGUCCUCUGAACCUGCAUCUUCUUCUGCUCAUGACAAGGCAGCUUCCAAUGGUUACUACGAUGAACAUAAGUCAUCAUCCUCUGCUGCUGCUGCCAAGGCUGUUCCACCGGUGUAAAGAAGAGCAGUAGCAGUGCGAUAGAUUAUGAGUCU
Messenger RNA from Rubroshorea leprosula, 589 nucleotides. Lineage: Eukaryota; Viridiplantae; Streptophyta; Magnoliopsida; Malvales; Dipterocarpaceae. The record is from the annotation of a GenBank genome assembly.